Molecule: messenger RNA, 3052 nt
Organism: Acyrthosiphon pisum (pea aphid)
Lineage: Eukaryota; Metazoa; Arthropoda; Insecta; Hemiptera; Aphididae
Product: zinc finger protein 91-like
Exons: 2
Biological process (GO): regulation of transcription by RNA polymerase II
Molecular function (GO): DNA-binding transcription factor activity, RNA polymerase II-specific; RNA polymerase II cis-regulatory region sequence-specific DNA binding
Source: RefSeq, a predicted model, not a curated record
UCUUUUGAUCGACUGAAAAGUUAUUUAAUGACAAUAAAUUAAGAAAAACUAUAAAAAUCGUAAAUUUCUCAUUUGAGUUAUCUGCAGUGAGUGUAGCGUCCAAGUUAAACUCUUAAGGUCAGAUAUCCCUUAAAUAAUAUCUUCUUAUAAACACUAACAUGUCUUAUAUACAUGGAGGAUAAUGAUUGGAAAUUGUUAUUAAAUAAAUUUAAUUUUUUCCCAGUUACCUUUAAAUAUGCCACUGCUCCUCCCCUCCCAAAAAAGGCUUUGAAUAAAAUCUUAAGACUUGUAAAAAUUAUACAUAAUAAACCUACUUUACUACAUUUUUAUUUUAUAAUUACAAGCUAAUACAAUAAAAAACUGGUUUAAAAAUCUGGUGAAAUCAAUAAAUACUAUAUGAUCAUAAACAGAAUAGUAUAGUAACCAAGUAGUUGUGUGAAAAAUAAAUAAGUGUUGUUAUAAGAACAAAACAACAAAGUUUUUUUCUGAAAAUAUGUAAGAUAACAUCAGUAUCUAUAAAUAAUUAUAAGCACCUUAUAACAUACUCUACAGUAACAUUUUAGUGAUUUGGAUUUAUAAACUAUAAAAUUAAUGAUUUAACUGAUUGACAAGGCAAUACACAAUACUCGUGUGACGUUGGCAAUAAAUUCUUUACUUAUACAAGCAGGCUGCCGACUCACCAGCGGACGCUAUGGAGAAGAAUCAUUAUCCAUGUGAUGUAUGUGACAAGUCGUUUGCCCAAAGUGGCACAUUGACAAUUCAUAGACGGACGCACACAGGCGAGAAACCAUACGUAUGCGACGUAUGCGACAAGUCGUUUGCUGAAAGUAGCACUUUGACAAUUCAUCGACGAACACACACGGGCGAGAAACUAUACGCAUGCGAUGUAUGCAACAAGUCGUUUGCUAAAAGUGGCACAUUGACAAUUCAUCAACGAACACACACAGGCGAGAAACUAUACGCAUGCGACGUAUGUGACAAGUCGUUUACCCAAAGUGGAACAUUGACAAUUCAUAGACGGACGCACACAGGCGAUAAACCAUACGCAUGCGACGUAUGUGACAAGUCGUUUGCCCAAAGUGGCAGAUUGACAAUUCAUCGACGAACACACACAGGUGAGAAACCAUACGCAUGCGACAUAUGUGACAAGUCGUUUGCUGAAAGUAGCACUUUGACAAUUCAUCGACGAACACACACGGGCGAGAAACUAUACGCAUGCGACGUAUGUGACAAGUCGUUUGCCCAAAGUGGCAGAUUGACAAUUCAUCGACGAACACACACAGGUGAGAAACCAUACGCAUGCGACAUAUGUGACAAGUCGUUUGCUGAAAGUAGCACUUUGACAAUUCAUCGACGAACACACACGGGCGAGAAACUAUACGCAUGCGAUGUAUGCAACAAGUCGUUUGCUAAAAGUGGCACAUUGACAAUUCAUAGACGAACACACACAGGCGAGAAACCAUAUGCAUGCGACAUAUGUGACAAGUCGUUUGCUAAAAGUGGCACAUUGACAAUUCAUAGACGAACACACACAGGCGAGAAACCAUAUGCAUGCGACGUAUGUGACAAGUCGUUUGCCGAAAGUGGCAAAUUGACAAUUCAUAGACGAACACACACAGGUGAGAAACCAUACGCAUGCGACAUAUGUGACAAGUCGUUUGCUAAAAGUGGCACAUUGACAAUUCAUAGACGAACACACAAAGGCGAGAAAACGUGCUUGAGUGAUAAUCAUUAUCCAUGUGAUGUAUGUGACAAGUCGUUUGCCCAAAGUGGCACAUUGACAAUUCAUAGACGGACGCACACAGGCGAGAAACCAUACGUAUGCGACGUAUGCGACAAGUCGUUUGUUAAAAGUAGCACUUUGACCAUUCAUAGAAGAACACACACGGGCGAGAAACUAUACGCAUGCGACGUAUGUGACAAGUCGUUUGCCCAAAGUGGCACAUUGACAAUUCAUAGACGGACGCACACAGGCGAUAAACCAUACGCAUGCGACGUAUGCGACAAGUCGUUUGCCGAAAGUGGCAAAUUGACAAUUCAUCGACGAACACACACAGGUGAGAAACCAUACGCAUGCGAAAUAUGUGACAAGUCGUUUGCUGAAAGUAGCACUUUGACAAUUCAUCGACGAACACACACGGGCGAGAAACUAUACGCAUGCGACGUAUGUGACAAGUCGUUUGCCCAAAGUGGCACAUUGACAAUUCAUCAACGAACACACACGGGCGAGAAACUAUACGCAUGCGACGUAUGUGACAAGUCGUUUACCCAAAGUGGAACAUUGACAAUUCAUAGACGGACGCACACAGGCGAUAAACCAUACGCAUGCGACGUAUGUGACAAGUCGUUUGCCCAAAGUGGCAGAUUGACAAUUCAUCGACGAACACACACAGGUGAGAAACCAUACGCAUGCGAAAUAUGUGACAAGUCGUUUGCUGAAAGUAGCACUUUGACAAUUCAUCGACGAACACACACGGGCGAGAAACUAUACGCAUGCGACGUAUGUGACAAGUCGUUUGCCCAAAGUGGCAGAUUGACAAUUCAUCGACGAACACACACAGGUGAGAAACCAUACGCAUGCGACAUAUGUGACAAGUCGUUUGCUGAAAGUAGCACUUUGACAAUUCAUCGACGAACACACACGGGCGAGAAACUAUACGCAUGCGAUGUAUGCAACAAGUCGUUUGCUAAAAGUGGCACAUUGACAAUUCAUAGACGAACACACACAGGCGAGAAACCAUAUGCAUGCGACAUAUGUGACAAGUCGUUUGCUAAAAGUGGCACAUUGACAAUUCAUAGACGAACACACACAGGCGAGAAACCAUAUGCAUGCGACGUAUGUGACAAGUCGUUUGCCGAAAGUGGCAAAUUGACAAUUCAUAGACGAACACACACAGGUGAGAAACCAUACGCAUGCGACAUAUGUGACAAGUCGUUUGCUAAAAGUGGCACAUUGACAAUUCAUAGACGGACGCACACAGGCGAGAAACCAUAUGUAUGCGACGUAUGUGACAAGUCGUUUGCUAAAAGUGGCACUUUGACAAUUCAUAGA